Messenger RNA from Ectocarpus sp. CCAP 1310/34, 732 nucleotides. The record is from the annotation of a GenBank genome assembly. NCBI's taxonomy places the organism in Eukaryota, Phaeophyceae, Ectocarpales, Ectocarpaceae.
AUGGCUGCUCGCAGGCCCCACUUCAUACACUGCACCCUGGCCGUGAGCCACUUGUCCAAACGGCGAGAUGUGUACGAUGCCGUCAGCGUUGCGUUCUUCGAGGCGGAGAUUUACAACGCACACCACGGCGAGGGACCUCUGCAGACGAACCUCAGCGGUGACGAAGAUGUCACGUUUGGACCUGCAUCCGGCUCGAUGAAUUCUCCCUGCAUCGGAGAAGAACGUCAGAACAGUGGCUCGCUGCCAGCGGAGCUGGCAAGCGGGGAGCAGCGGUUCCCAGCACCGAUGACGCCAACAGAUGCUACCGCUGUGCCAUCACCUCUCCCCAAACUCCCUCACGCCCCACCUAGCUUGUCAGAAGACGGCGUCGGGGAUGACGAUACGGCUGCUGAUGAUGCUAGAGAUAUACGGUGGCAACCUGUGGCGGAGACGGCCAUGCUCACCCCCGAAUCGGCUGCAGAGGCUGCAGAAGCGGGGGGUGCUUGUGCCGGCUGGUCAAGUGCAGCCGCCGCUCCUAGACAGCAGUUCUGUUCGCAGGGAGACAAUGGUGGUGGAGGUGGUGCUGCUGGUGCUCCGUCGGCGGUGGCACGCAAUCCCACGGUGGGGCCCGAGGUUUGGGGAGGAGACAUGGCCCUCGGGGGAAGUGAGAUGGCCUUAACUGAUGAGUACCUGCUGGAUGCCGCGACAGUGUUUGCGAGCGAUGAGGUACUCUUGGAAAUGACGCUGGUGUGA